Meloidogyne enterolobii is the source of this 580-nucleotide messenger RNA. The record is from the annotation of a GenBank genome assembly. NCBI's taxonomy places the organism in Eukaryota, Metazoa, Nematoda, Chromadorea, Rhabditida, Meloidogynidae.
AAUGUCCCAACAAAACUUUCGUGCCGUACUUUUUGAUGUUGGAGGGGUUAUAGUUGAGUAUAAAGACAGGGAAAAAUAUGUAAAGACUUUAAAAAUGGUCGAAGAGUCACCCGAACUUUUCAAAUUUUUGGAGGAAUUUGAACGCGGCUUAAUUACUCCUGCAGAUGUUAAACCUGAAUAUUUGUCUCUUAUAGGCCUUGAUCCAAGAGUUGAGUUAAAGGAUUCGUUAGUUGUUAAGGGCGUGGGAGAAAAGAAUCCAUUUGUUGAGCGUGCUAUAGAAACAAUUUACAAUUCAGGCAAUUUUACACUAGGAAUAUUAACAAACAAUGGGUUUUGGCGUAAAGAACAAUCAACUUUUAUUAUUGAACCCGACCCCAGAUUUAAUUUUGUCAUAGAAUCUUGUCGUAUUGCUUUGAAACAAAUGAAUCUGUUAGCUAGUGAAUGUGUAUUUAUUGAUGAUUUGGAAAUAAAUUGUUUAGGAGCUGAAGCUGUUGGAAUGACAAGCAUUUGGCUUAAAGACGGCAAUUCAAUGGAAGCAAUAGAAGAAUUGGAAAAAAUUUUGAAUUUUAAAAUACUUUGA